CACAGUCUCAAAUCCCAAACCACGACUACCGUCCAAAACUAAAAUACUACGUAAUUUAUAUUCCAAUAUGCAAAUUAGCAAUGGAGCAAUUACAAAUUGCGUGUUCACAACAUACCAUUUUCCUUACUUAACACCCAAUCAAAGAAUCCAAUCCAAAUGUCACUAUCCUUAAUCCCUAUCUUAUAGGAGUAAAUCACUAAUCUCCUUAACUAAGCAUAAAAAAUUUAUCAAAACAAUAAACUUCCUAAGUCCUAACUACCUUCUCUCUCAAAUUCACUCAAUUCUACCACUCUUCUUCUUCUACAUCUAUAAAAUCACCCCCAAAAAAAGUCAUCAUAAAAAAAAAAAAUAAAAAAAUAAAAAUAAAUUGAAGCUUUCAUCAAUGGCGACCGUUUCAGCUUGGCCAAACAAUCCAAACCCUAACCCUAAUUCUUCACCUUCUUCCCCAUCUUCAUUCCUCCCAGUUGAUCCAAAUCUCCCACCACCACCUUCAUCGCCGGGGACUUCCAUGUCGGAGCAAUCUGAUCACCUCUACUUCGAUUCCAAUCCCGAAGAAUCUGAUUCUCUCUCUCCUCCUUCUACUCUUCCCCCAAUUCGAACUUCUCUAUCGGAAAACCCUAACCCUAAUCCCAAUUCCCCAAAUUCGCUUUCAUCUUCUCAGCCUCUUGCUCUUCUUCAUGUUUCGUUUAAUCAAGAUUAUGGGUGUUUUUCAUCUGGGACUGAUCGAGGGUUUCGAAUCUAUAAUUGUGAUCCUUUUAGGGAAAUUUUUCGAAGGGAUUUUGAUCGAGGUGGGGGUAUUGGGAAGGUGGAAAUGUUGUAUCGAUGUAAUAUUCUUGCUUUAGUUGGUGGAGGACCUGACCCUCAGUACCCUGUUAAUAAGGUUAUGAUUUGGGAUGAUCAUCAGAGCAGGUGUAUUGGGGAAUUGUCGUUUCGGUCGGAAGUUCGCGGUGUUCGGCUUCGUCGUGAUCGAAUUGUGGUGGUUUUGGAGCAGAAGGUGUUUGUUUAUAAUUUUUCUGAUUUGAAGCUGUUGCAUCAGAUUGAGACUAGUGCUAAUCCAAAGGGGUUGUGUGAGGUUUCGCAAUCGGCGGGGAAGUUGGUGUUAGUCUGUCCUGGAUUGAGGAAGGGGCAAAUUCGGGUUGAGCAUUAUGCUUCUAGAAAGACUAAGUUUAUAAUGGCUCAUGAUUCUAGGAUUGCUUGCUUUUCCUUAACUCAAGAUGGGGGUCUUUUGGCUACCGCGAGCUCGAAGGGGACGCUUGUGAGGAUCUUUAAUACUUUUGAUGGUACAUUGCUGCAGGAGGUAAGAAGAGGUGCUGAUAGAGCAGAGAUAUACAGCUUGGCCUUCUCUACCACUGCUCAGUGGUUAGCUGUUUCAAGCGACAAGGGUACUGUUCAUGUCUUCAGCUUGAAGGUUAAUUCUGGUUCCCCAGGCACUGAAAAUCCAAAUCCUGCUCCUGAAAGCAAUGCUGCUGGUGCACCUGCUGGCUCAUCUCUUUCUUUUAUUAAAGGAGUAUUGCCUAGGUAUUUCAAUUCAGAAUGGUCAGUUGCUCAAUUUCGUUUAGUUGAAGGGAAUCAGUAUAUCGUUGCAUUUGGGCAUCAGAAGAAUACAGUGGUAAUUCUUGGCAUGGAUGGCAGCUUCUAUCGUUGCAAGUUUGAUCCUGCAAAGGGUGGAGAGAUGACCCAACUGGAAUAUAACAACUUUCUAAAGCCAGAGGAACCUUUCUAACCUCGUCAAUGUAUAUUUUUUUAUAAUUUUUGUUUAACCAUUUCGGUUACCUCUGUAUCUAUUAAGCUUUCAGAGGUAUGCACUGCGCAUGUUUAUGUUGUAAAUAUUGGCUUAUUACUUAUUUGGAUCGCUGUAAUUGGAUGCUCUUUAACUGAUAAGAUGUAAUAUGUGAAGCUGCUUGCUUACAGACCCUUCUUGGCACAUAUUUUUUUUAUAAUGUUGUUUUAAUACUUUCUACAUCUAAGGGCCUGUUUAGUUCA
Chenopodium quinoa (quinoa) is the source of this 1983-nucleotide messenger RNA. Its product is annotated as autophagy-related protein 18a-like. The transcript has 4 exons. The record is from RefSeq and is a predicted model, not a curated record. Bases 383 to 1723 code for a protein of 446 amino acids. NCBI's taxonomy places the organism in Eukaryota, Viridiplantae, Streptophyta, Magnoliopsida, Caryophyllales, Amaranthaceae. Gene Ontology annotation, cellular component: phagophore assembly site membrane; cytosol; extrinsic component of membrane. Gene Ontology annotation, molecular function: protein binding; phosphatidylinositol-3,5-bisphosphate binding; phosphatidylinositol-3-phosphate binding. Gene Ontology annotation, biological process: protein localization to phagophore assembly site; autophagy of mitochondrion; nucleophagy.